Molecule: messenger RNA, 3539 nt
Organism: Paralichthys olivaceus (Japanese flounder)
Lineage: Eukaryota; Metazoa; Chordata; Actinopteri; Pleuronectiformes; Paralichthyidae
Source: RefSeq, a predicted model, not a curated record
AUGACUGCAGCAGCCGGUGUGCUAACAGGCUUGGCCAAGCUAAAACGCCAGGACUCUGCCCGCUCUCAGCUUCGAUCUGGACAGUCUACAUCACCAGGCCUGGGAAACCCCGUCCCAGAGGCUCCUCCCAGAAAAAGGAAACGACGCACCGAUGUUGUGGUGGUACGCGGCAGGCUCCGCCUCUACUCCGCCUCUGGGUUUUUCCUCCUCCUGGGACUGGUCAUCUUAGCCAUAGGGAUCUGCAUGGCGACGCUGGGUUACUGGCCGCACAGGGAAACCAUGCCCUCGGCCAAAUCGACGAUUGGAGGAGGAUCAAAGACGGCAGCAGCUGGAGGAGACAAGUCUUCUUCCACACGUGAAGGAGCCGGAGCCAAGAUGUCCGUCACAGAGGGGGAUGAGGGUAUGUCCAGCAGGAGCCAUGAUGUGCAAGGGACACCCUCCAAGCAGACAGGGGGGGCUCUGACGAGGUUCCUGGAGCAGCAUCUUCACUCUGAGCGGAUGAAGAUGUUUGGGCCUUUCACCAUGGGCAUUGGGAUUUUUAUCUUUAUUUGUGCUAAUGCCAUUCUUCAUGAAAACAGAGACAGAGAAACAAAGAUAAUCCAUAUGAGAGACAUGUACUCCACGGUUAUUGACAUCCAUCGCCUCAGGCAGAAGGAGCAAAAACAGCACCACCGCAACAGCGCCUAUGCAAGAGAAGUUGGGGACCUUCGAGGCUUCGGAGCUGAUAACGCAGCUCGAAGAGCCAGCAACUCCCUCCUGGCGUUCUCCUCUCGUGCUGGAGGUGGAGGAGGCUCUAUGGAGGAGGAGGUGCUGUUGGGUGAUGAGUUUCACAGACAGAGAGAGCAGGCUAAGUUGGAUUGUAGCUUUGCGGGCCUGCUGGCGCCGCUCUACAAAGAUCGGCCCCUCUGUGGGCCUGGGCUGGGGCUGGGCCACUCUGAUUCAAUGCACCAUCAGUGGUCGAUGGACGGAGACGGGGAAAAGGGAGGACACCAUGCUCGCUCUAUCGUCUCCUCCUCCAUCUCUGCUUUUACUCUCCCUGUUAUAAAACUCAACAACUGUGUUAUUGAUGAGCCAGAGAUGGAGGUGAUCACUGAGGAGGAUAGAGGAGGAGAGAGGAGAGACAGAGAGAGGGCGCAGCCCCUGAGCUCCAUGGAGUCUCUGGUGGUUCCAGUAGCAUCGAUUGCCAAGGCCUCCAAACCGCCGAGCUUACACCGAAGUAACUCUGCCUCCUCCUCAUCCCACUGCUCCUCUAUCUCCUCGUCCUCCCUCUCCCCUGCUCCCUCCUCUACCUCAGGCUGCUGGCUCUCUCCGGGAGCAGCCAGGAGUGACUUUGGCUCCAACAACUCUCUGCACAUGCUCAGCAGCCACUCUAAAUCUCUGGACCUGGAGCGCGGGCCGUGCAUGCUCAGCGUGCACCCGGAGCAGCGCAAGCACCCCAGCUGGCCCCGCCUCGACCGUAGCAACAGCAGCCGCAGUAUCAGCGGCAACAGGGGCAGCAGUAAAGGCUACACGCGGCUGGAGGACAGGGAGGAGCAAGGGGAGCGGCUGCUAGACAUGUCAUUGUCGGCGACAGCGAGGCGCGACUUCAGUAAGCGCGAGAAGCUGCUAAUGAUAUCGAGGUCGCAUAACAAUCUGAGCUUUGAACAUGACGAGUUUAACAGCAACACACUGAAGAGAGGCAGCUCUGAGACUCGAUUCUGAACUAAAGGUUGAGGACUGUUCGGCCCCGUUCUGUAAAUUGCUCUCCAGACAGUAGGAGUGUUCGUUUGAGGGCGAACUGACGAGUGUAACAGCUGCACCCUGGAGCGAGGAAACUCAAACGUGGGUUUACAACACUUUUUUUGAGCAGCAGGCUGAGGAGCAGUGAGUGACGGACCAUCUUGCUCAGUAAAAGGAUCAGGCCUCAUGUCAGCCAGACUCUGACCUGGUCCAGAAGUGCUGUUCUGUAGCCGUCCCUGAACUGUAACCUACAAUACAUUUCCCACUCGGGAGUAAUAUAAAAAUCACGUUACACCAUCAGUCUGCUUUACACAAGAAUAGUUUUAAGAAGGUUUGAACAGGAUCUCAACAGUGAGACAAAGCUUUAGAAUCAAUACUGCUUCAGAAUAACAGACUUUGAAAAUUGCUUUUGUGUGACAGACUUUAACUCUAGUGGUGAAAUCAAGGACACUCUGGAAAUGUGUGAGCAAUUUAUCUCAGUGACAUACCCUCAAAUAUUUUUAUAACACAUUCAAUGCCCAAUAACCAGCAAAAGAGAAGAAGCUCUGAGACACACACACACACACACACACACAAAAUAAUGAGUUGUACCAUGAAAUCUUUGAAAACAAAGUUAUACAGCGCUUAAUAGGGUUGUAUACAAAGACUAAAGCUGUUAUUGCAUUUUGACUCUACAAGUCUUGACACAAAAACAGAAAUGACAACUAAAUUAAAACAAGUGAGAACUUACUGCGUGGUGCAAACCUGAGAAAGAACAUGUAUCGGUAUGUGAGGGUUUAUCAAGUUUUAGAUUUAGAGUGGUGAGGAAUAUGUUUUCAAGGUGGUUCCUGUAUGUUUGUGUUUGUCUGAUAAUGUAGUAGAUGUAGAAACUGGGUCACACAAACAGCAAAGUCAGACAAAUGCAGCUAAGAUACAAGAGUCAAAGCUGCUAAGCUGCAAAAUACAAUAACAGAGUCCGUGUUGGCCUGAGGUUUAAAUGAUGCCGCCCCUUUCUCUAGAAAUACAGUGAGAGGUUUUGUACGUCCACUACUGAAAACUAUCUUGAGAGACUUCACUCAGGAUACGCAGUCUAUUAUUUAUAUAUCGAUAAUCUUUGUCUAUUCACGAACCUGUAUUCAGUAUCAGGACCUGAGUAUGACCAGAAGCCUGAGAUGUUUUCUUUUAAACACAUUCACCAAAGCUCAAAGUGAUGUGUAGAAAUUGCUCACUUCAAAUUGACAGUCACAGGAGAAGUUAUUUAGUUUAUUAAAUGAAAAGUGACAUUUGUCUUUAUAAUAAUUGAGAGAUCUGAAUUAUUUUGGCUCUGCACGAUCGAAGGAGACAAAUAAACUAGAGAUUUUGAUUCCGAUACCUGGACUUUGCAUAUUGAUUUUUCCAUUUCUGAUACUGAUAUCAGAAUUGGAACAUCUAACAUCAGAAAUCCAGGGAUAAUAGUGUAAUAUCAGCUAAGCUGUUAUUAUAUUAUAUCUGUCAUAUGUCAUUUUACAACAUAUUGGUUUAUUCAAUACUCUAUUAAAUAAAGAAGGUCCCAUGAUGCAAUGCCUCAUCAUAAUUUGACAUGUUGAAAAGGUUUAUUCUCAGUGCGGCCACUACACUUGUCUUUAUUUAUGAGCCAAUAAAUUGCCUCCGUAUUGAUCAAUAGCUAUGUUUCAGGUUCUGUUUGGUUUGUCAGCUACUCUACCUUAUAAAUGCUGUCAAGUUCAAAACGUCUCUAACUGUUCUCUCAGCUAAUUUUGACAAUUCUUGUUAGUUUGAAAUCUAACCUGAUGUGUUUGGAGACAGACAGAGCAACAUUCCAGAAUCUUACCACAGAGCUUCAU